AUGCAGUGGAAGUCAUUCCUUUUGUUCGUUGCCAUUGCCGACUCGGGCCUGGCUCGCCUCCAUGGCCACCAGCGUCGGCACACACAUCAUCCCACUCAUCCGGAUUUGCAAGGCCCGAGGGCGGACCUGAAAGCCAGAGAUUUGGAAGUUAAGACCGUUGUCGACCUGGAUGUCGUCACCGUCACCACUACUAUUACCGGCCAGCCCGUGGCCGAAGCCCCGGCCCCAGCCUCCAGUAGCACCACUACCGCGGCGGCAGCAGCAGCCGAAAUCACCCCUGCUGAUACCCACGAAGAUGUGAUAAGCAUUGACCUCGGCGCCAGCAUCGGCGUCUCCAGUACUACCCCUUCUCUUAUCCCCAGUGCCGAGAGCAUCGCACCAACCAGCACCCCAGCGGCCAGCACCACCGUCUCAGGAGGAUCCACCAGCUGGACAUCCACUCCCUCCAGUGGAGAGUUCUCCACCAGUGGGUUCGGAGCGCGCACCAACUCCAGUGGUAGCGGCAUCGAGUACAGCGGCAACGUCGGCAGCCCCUGGGGCAGCAACAUCAUCGAAGUAAGCGCCAGUGCUGCAUACCAAUACCAGUAUGUCGUCCAGUUUACCGGCAGCAACACCGACGACUGGACCGUCGUUUUCUGGAACAAGAUCGGCCCCGAUGGUAAGAUGGACGGCUGGUACGGUCAUUCAGCUCUGAACUUCACCUUGGGCGCCGGCGAAACGAAAUAUGUCGCCUUCGACGAGGACUCACAGGGAGGCUGGGGUGCGGCGAAGGGCUCUUCGCUCCCGACAGAUGAUUACGGCGGAUACUCGUGCACCUGGGGAGAGUUCGACUUCGGAAGCACCAUCAAUGACGGCUGGUCUGGAUGGGAUGUCUCGGCUAUUCAGGCGCAGGCGGCUGGACAGAGCGUCCAGGGAAUGAAAAUCUGUAACCACAACGGAGAAACCUGCUCCACGAUCACUUCUGGGGCGUCAACGGUGACCAACGCGUAUACCAAGGCGGAGGCCUCGGUGGACGGCAUUGGUGGUUCGCUCAACACGGAUGCGGUGCGCUUAGUGGCUGUUGUGGAUUAUAGCGCAUGA
Molecule: messenger RNA, 1080 nt
Organism: Aspergillus bombycis
Lineage: Eukaryota; Fungi; Ascomycota; Eurotiomycetes; Eurotiales; Aspergillaceae
Product: putative allergen Asp F4-like
Exons: 1
Coding region: 1-1080 (359 amino acids)
Cellular component (GO): extracellular region
Molecular function (GO): IgE binding
Source: RefSeq, a predicted model, not a curated record